Messenger RNA from Monopterus albus (swamp eel), 4238 nucleotides. Its product is annotated as DENN domain-containing protein 2A. Gene Ontology annotation, biological process: retrograde transport, endosome to Golgi. Bases 389 to 3556 code for a protein of 1055 amino acids. Gene Ontology annotation, cellular component: actin cytoskeleton. The transcript has 20 exons. The record is from RefSeq and is a predicted model, not a curated record. Lineage: Eukaryota; Metazoa; Chordata; Actinopteri; Synbranchiformes; Synbranchidae.
GAAGGAGCCCGCGUCACUGAGAGAUAGGAGUCCGAGUGAGCGAAUGUAUGUUUAAGAGCUGAGAGAGGAAAAAGAGCUAUAAACAUUUAGCCCCAAGGCUCGACAGGAGGAGGGAUUUUCCUGUCUUUGUGUCUUUUUCAAACUUUUCAUGCGCUUGGAGUUGUACUCUGCAUCUUUUUUCUGUGUGCUUAUGUGGGAGGCAGGGGCUCUGCAAAGUGAGAGAAGUCAGGCAGGAGUAGGAGGCAUAAAAACCACAGAGGAGAGAGAGAGGGAAAAGACUAACUACUCUGAAGGAAAGAAACCAUGCAAGUGGAUGCUAUCUUCUGCGGGGUCAGGUUACGCAAAAUGAGAAACUACUCCAAGAACACUUCACCAGGGCUCAGAAAGGAUGCCAGCUGCUAGCACCAUGACUGGUGGGAGGGCCCUGCUGCUCUGUACAAACACUGACAACUGUAUCUACCAAUCAGUCAACGGGCUCCAGUGCUGCGGCUUGAAGGUUGGAGAAGCUCCACCAUCUGUGGUGCCCCAGCCCCAAGAGGUGUGUGGGUCACCAGGGCACAUAGACAAGAAGGACACCGCUGUGUCUACCAAGCAUCCCUUCUCCCCCCUGCUCACCCUGAGUGACAACCUGGGUCCUCCUGGCACCAUGCUGGCUCAAAGGAGAGCCACCACCAAUCCUACAGACCUGCAGACCCCCAGCAUGGAGAAUGGUCUAUGUGGAAAACUGAACCACAACCGAAGCCCAGCUGGAGCAAGUAUUCGUGAUAAGAUCUCACAGUGGGAGGGCAAAAAGGACCCUUCACAACUAACCUCAAUAGGGACAAGUUCACUGAGCAUGACACAAAAGGAAGUUGAGACAGUGAGGAAAAAGGAAUCCAAAACUUCAGAGGUCCAAAGGACAGACAGCAAGCGGUUUGUCAGCUGGGACAGACAAGACUCAGGGAAGGAGAAUUGUGGAAAGCUGGGGGAUUCAAGGGCUAAAUCUCCAGAAGGCCCAACAAACAAAGACAGGGAAGUGAUUAUAGAAAAAGGGUUUCGGGCUUCUAAGCCAACAGAACAACCCCAAGACAAGAAAACGGUUUUAACUCAUGUUAAGAAACUGGAGAAGGUGACAAAGGAAGUUCCUGAUAGGCCUUCACUGGCUUUUCCAGGGAAUUACUUCUGCCCUCCCUCAAAGGAGGAGCUGGAAGAAACAGAAAAGAAGGCCAAUGAGCCUAUUUUUGGAACUUUUGAUGUGGCUCGGUCUGGUGGGUCACGGAGGAGGAAGGAGGGGGAUCCAGAGAAUGUAUACAAUGAGCCAGGUGCUCCUUCCAUAAACCCUGUACCUAAACCUCAGAGAACCUUCCAGCACCACACACCACCCACUAGCCCAGCUUCAGGGCUUGGCUUGGGAAAGGGAAGGAGGAACUUGCCCCCAUUGCCCUCCAUUCCUCCACCACCUUUGCCCACAUGCCCACCACCUGGAGUUUGCAGGAGACCCUGGGCUGACAAACCUCGGGAGAGCAGUAACAGGAAGUCCUAUGAAUUUGAGGAUCUGCUCCAGUCAUCUACAGAGAGCUGCAGGGUGGACUGGUAUGCUCAGUCCAGACUGGGUCUAACACGCACUUUAUCAGAAGAGAAUGUCUAUGAGGACAUAAUAGAUCCUCCAUCCAAGGAGAAUCCCUAUGAAGAUAUAGAGCUGGAGAGAAGUUGUUUGGAAAGCAAAUGUGCCUCACCUGCCUUCUCAUCUCCUGUCCCUGAUGCACCAAAUAAGCUCACCCCUAAGCCUGGCUUCUUUAGACAAAACUCAGAACGACGAAGCUUCAAACUCCUGGAGCUACGCAAGACCAACAGGGACACCGGUAUCUCCUCGCCUUCUCGUAUCAGCCCCCCCUCCACACCCAGUAGCCCUGACGACACCCCAUGUCUCUCUGGAGACCCGUACAAUCGCAGACGGAGGAAAAUCCCCAAGAUGGUGCUGAAAAUCAAUGGCAUCUUCGAGGCACGAAGAGGAAAGAAACGCAUGAAGAGGGUUUCCCAGUCUACUGAGUCCGGCUCAGGGAGAGUGACAGAUGAGAACAGUGAGUCUGAAAGUGACACGGAGGAGAAGCUAAAAGCUCACAGCCAGCGACUGGUGUCAGUCCAGUCCAUGCUGAGACAGACAGGACGGUACCGGACCUUGGAGAGGGAUCUGAUGGAAUUACAGGAGAGGAAACUCUUUGAGUAUUUCAUAGUCGUUGCACUUCACAAGACCAAGGCCGGAGUUCCAUACCUGCCAGAAGUAACACAACAGUUCCCUCUCAAGCUUGAAAGGAGCUUUAAGUUCAUGCGAGAGGCUGAGGACCAACUGAAGGUCAUUCCUCAGUUCUGUUUCCCGGACGCCAAAGACUGGGCACCUGUCGACAACUUCCCCAGUGAGACAUUUUCAUUUGUCCUCACCGGUGAAGAUGGAAGCAGGCGGUUUGGCUACUGUCGGCGAUUAUUGCCUAGUGGCAAAGGCCGAAGGCUCCCAGAGGUCUACUGCAUUGUCAGCCGCCUGGGCUGCUUUGAUCUCUUCUCCAAGAUCCUGGAUGAAGUUGAAAAGAGAAGGGCUAUCUCUCCUGCCCUGGUGCAGCCUUUUAUGAGAGGCAUCAUGGAAGCACCCUUCCCUGCUCCAGGAAGGACCAUCACUGUCAAAAACUUCCUACCAGGUUCUGGGACAGAGGUGAUAGAGUUGUGCAGGCCAUCAGAUUCCCGUCUGGAACAUGUGGACUUUGAAUGUCUCUUCUCUUCCUUGAGUCUACGUCUGCUUCUGCGAGUGUUUGCCUCUCUACUGCUGGAGCGCAGGGUCAUCUUCACUGCUGACAAACUCAGCACGUUGUCUCAGUGUUGUCAUGCAGUAGUGGCUCUGCUCUACCCCUUCACCUGGCAGCAUACAUACAUCCCAGUGCUCCCACCCUCCAUGAUGGAUAUCGUUUGCACCCCCACACCCUUCAUAGUCGGCCUCCUCUCCAGCUCUCUGCCACGACUCAAGGAGCUGCCCAUAGAGGAAGUCCUGGUGGUCGACCUUGGCAACAGUCGCUUCCUAAGACAGCUAGAUGAUGAGGACUCCAUUCUUCCUCACAAGCUGCAGGCAGCUCUCGAGCAUGUUCUGGACAAGAGGAGGGAGCUGGCCUGUGACAAGGCAGAUCUACCCAAUGAAUCCAGUUCCCUCAGCACAGUGGUGUCUGAGGCCUUUGUGCGUUUCUUUGUGGAGAUGGUCGGUCACUAUUCCCUUUUCAUGGGUGGAACAGAGAGGGACAGCGAGUCUGUCUCCUCCCCCACCUUGCCCAGCCCUUCCUCUUCCUCCUUUCAGCGUGAAGCCUUUCGCAAAGCGGUGACUUCGAAGAGCUUGAGAAGGUUUCUGGAGGUGUUCAUGGAGACCCAGAUGUUCACCAGCUUCAUCCAGGAGAGGGAGCUGCGUAGGCAGGGCCUCAGAGGUCUGUUUGAGGUGAGAGCACAAGAGUAUCUGGACUCGCUGCCUGGAAGCGAGCAACGAGGAGUCAACAAGUUCCUCAAGGGCCUAGGAAACAAGAUGAAAUUUCUUUCUAAGAAAUAAUGUUAGGAGUCAGGACAUCAUUGGUGAAAGUAGAAAAACCAGUCAUGAAGAGGUGUGCACUCCCUGGAAAAUGUAGAGAUGAUGUGGCUGUGGCUCAGAACAAAGGAAGACUCUUGAAGUGAACUGGACUCAUGGUGUUAACAUGAGGAAAUCUGGGCAAAGUUAGAGUUUAGCUCCCAGCUUUAUAAGCCAGUCAUUCCAUUAGUGUUGUGAAAGGGUUACUCAGCUUGGACCAAAAGUGCCUUCCAACAUGAUAAAACAAUGUCUACCAGCGUCUAGUUUAACAGUUUCCAAGGUUUCGAUGUUUUACUGAUAAUAAUCAGUGUGUGACUUUUUAGCACAGCACAGUGUAAAUGUAUUUAGGAGCAGUGUUCUCCCCUUUUUCAGUCACUGAUUUCACCUAUAAACCUGUUAGGAGGAGCGUCACUGAAUCUGCAAUUUUGUACAGUGCAACACUUGUUAUACAUUCCAAGUAUUUUCUAUAGAAACGUUUAUAAAUGCAAUAGUACAACUUCUUCUUCAAUAGGAGGCUUUUAAUUUAUAUUAUUUUUAGAUAAACAAUCUCUUUUUUAAGAAAUCUCCGAUAGUUUCUAAAAGGCUUUGUUUAACAGAGUCUAGUCCAGACUGUUUGUUGACCAGUCUGGGUUGUUGGGUAUGUGUACCACUGUUUUAAGUAAACAAA